Molecule: messenger RNA, 6626 nt
Organism: Vespula vulgaris
Lineage: Eukaryota; Metazoa; Arthropoda; Insecta; Hymenoptera; Vespidae
Gene: Lpin
Product: phosphatidate phosphatase LPIN3
Exons: 12
Coding region: 890-4366 (1158 amino acids)
Biological process (GO): positive regulation of transcription by RNA polymerase II; triglyceride biosynthetic process; cellular response to insulin stimulus
Cellular component (GO): nucleus
Molecular function (GO): phosphatidate phosphatase activity; transcription coactivator activity
Source: RefSeq, a predicted model, not a curated record
UUCUUUUUUUUUUUUAAACGUUCAUCGAGGACAAUUGCCUUCGAUAAAAACGUGGCUGGAAGACAUAACAACUUACAACACAACGCGUUCGCUACUUUGAAGAUCGCAUCGAGCUAUUUAGUUGCCCCUCUCUUUUUCGACGCAAUGUGCGAUGUAUUGGAGGAGAUUCGAAAGACGCGCUAAGCGUUAGCGAAGUGUCACGUGAUAGUGCAGCUUAUUGACCAAGCCAUACGCUAACGCGAAUGGUCAACGUUGAUCACGUGACCCAUCGUAACGUCAAGUCGGGUAACCGUCUGCUUCUCGAUCGAGCGGAUAUCUCAACGGACCUUCGAAGGACAAAGAAUUCGGAAGAACCGUCGUUCGCGUUUGUCUCUUUACCGGAUAAAUCGUAUCCCUUGUCAAGUUCAGAGGUCAUUCUAUUAUAAAAAAAAAGAAUAGCAGCCGAGCUGUUUUAAACAGAAAUCAGCUGUGCGAAUCAUUUUCGCGCGAUUCAAGCUUUUUGACAGUUUAGCAUAUCGUUUUAACGUGCUUUUUACAAAAGGGAAUUUUGAUUUUUAUUUAAAGUCGAUAUUUUAUCCGAGAAUAAAUAAUUUAUAUCCAUUAUUGUUUUAACGAAUAUCCGAGAAAAUCAAUUAACGAUGAUGAUUCAACAUGGUUAAGUAAAAUUAUUGCUUUUCAAUAAAUUUUUUCUUGACAACGUGUAUUCAAUUUUUGUGAAAGGGUAGAAACACUUAUCUAUCUCGUCGUCGUCGUCGUCGUCAUCGUCGUCAUCGUCGUCAUCGUCGUCGUUGUCGUCGUCUUCUAACUUUUUAUUAUUUAUUCGAAUUCGAUCGUUGUGUCGCGUCGAAUUUUUAACGUGUAUUAGGCGACGAUCGAAACUGUGAUUAAGAUGUACAGUAUGAACUACAUCGGGAAAUUCAUUAGUAAUUUUCGGGACUUUUACAAUGAAAUUAAUGCUGCAACGCUCACUGGUGCGAUCGACGUUGUCGUCGUCGAACAAGCGGAUGGAUCUUUUACCUGUUCACCGUUUCACGUUCGCUUCGGCAAACUCGGCGUUCUUCGUUCGAGAGAGAAAGUGGUGGACAUUGAAAUAAAUGGAGAACCAAGACAAAUCCAUAUGAAACUGGGAGACUCUGGCGAAGCUUUCUUUGUUGAAGAAGUGAGUUCAAGCGGUUCACCUACGGACACAGAAAUUCCACCUCACUUGGCUUGUUCGCCAAUUCCCGAUGACAACUGUUUUCCAUCAAAUAGAUUUAAUCCAUUAUCUGAUCUUCCCCAAGAGCAGAGGGACAAGAUACUCAUAGAUUCGGUUCUAUCGAUAGAGCGAGAAAAAUGGGAACAAAUGUCUGCUUUGCCGCCUGAAGAAAGAGAGAAAUUUUUAAUUGAACAGUUCUCUGAUCUUCCUGCAGAACAUCGUGAAAAAUGGCUUCAAAUUGCAUCUUUGACACUGGAGGAACGAGAUGAAAUGUUUAAACAAAGUUUUGGUACUAUAUCUACUUUGCAAAAGCAACAGAUGAUUCGUGAGCAAUAUUCCGCUUUAAAGUUAGAAGAAAAGGAAAGAUUGUUUAAGGAAAACUUUCCGGAACUUCCUGCAGAACAAAGGCAUAAGUUUGAGAAAGCAUUGUUAAGUGACUGGAAACAAAAGGACGAUGAAAAAUGGGAGAAUAAAACUAAUACAUUAAAGACUGAUGAAGAAGAAAUUUUUGAUAUGGAUGGUAUCAAUGAUGAUGAUUCACAGCCUAUAGCAUCUGUACCAAAAUCCUUUGUAGCUGUUACAUCUGAGGAUAAAAUCCGUAAAAUCAGUGUUGUGAAGAAUGACUUUAUACCUAUAUCUAAUGAUUCGCAGGAUAAUGAGAAAGGAAAAUCAAGUUAUGAAUCAAAUUCAUGUCUUAAUAAGCAGAGGAUUCGUAAAAUUGGUGUUGUUACUAAUGACUUUAUUCCUAUAAUGGAUGAUUCACAGAGAAGCAGUAAAGAAAAGUCAAGUGACGAAUCAAAUUCAUCCUCGAAUAAGAAACUCUCAAGAGAUGAAACUGGCGAAGAAUCUAAAAUGAAUAAUUCUACUAAGAGAAAGAGAAAGAGGAAGAGCAUCAUGAGAAAGAAGGGAUCGCAAAGAAAAACGAGUAAUGGUAGCAGCAGCCAAACUGAAAUGAGUGAAACUGACAUUACUGCUACUGAAGAAUCUCACUGUGAAUCUACCUUAAAGGGACCUAGUCCAGUGGUAGAAAUUGAUACAAAGAAGGACUCUCCAAAUCUUUUAACUUCUACUGAAGAAAUUUUGGAAAAACGUCCAGAAACUGACUUCCAUUUCUUCAGUGAUACAGAAAUUACAAAGAACCAAGAUUCUAGGCCAUGUUCACCCGUACAGUCAGAUACAGAAUUUGAAAUGCGUAAAAUCACGCAAGAAGGUAGUGAACAAGAUGAUAAGGCUCUUCAACAGAGUUGGAAAUGGGGCGAAUUACCUAGUCCACCACCUGAUUCCACUCAUCCAUCUCAUAGAAAUUCAGUAAAUUCUUCAGUUGUAACUCCUCAAUCCAAUGAUACAGAGGCGCAUCGAUCUAUGCUCAGUGGUAUGUUCUCGUUUAUGAAGAAGACCUCUCGUGUGAGGCAUAAUCCAGAAUCCGAAGGAAUUUACCUUAGUGAUUUAAAUGCUGAUGAAUUGGAUCCUGAAGUUGCUGCUCUAUAUUUCCCCUCAUCUCAUCGUGGAGCAACCGUGGUAAAAGAUGCAAAAGUAGUAGAUGAAGAAGACACUGAAUCUGGUAAUGGACCAAGCAUUCCUCAGAGUCCUAACAGCGUUGAAGGAGCUAUUGGCGGUCCGAAGUCGUUAGAUAGUGAUUUUGAAGAACCUAAAAAUUCUGUAUUUGACAGUAAUUUUGAAAUUAGCCUUUCUUUGUGCGGUGGUUUGGAUAGCGAAAAUGGUCCAUCCAAAGAAGCAUUUCACCAGAAUUUACUUCAUUAUGAAGAUAUUUGCUCCGAUCCAAAAUUAUAUGAUAAUCCUAAUUUGGUGGUGAAAAUCAAUAAUAAAUAUUAUAAUUGGACUACAGCUUGUCCAAUUGUCAUGACAUAUGCUGUCUUUCAAAGACAUCUACCACAGAAUGCUAUUGAAAAUAUAUAUGCGCAAUGCAUGCCAUUGCUAAUACAUGGAGAUAAAAAACAACAAAGUACUGGAAAGGCUGAAGGUCGUACUGGUUACAGUUCAUGGUUUUCAUGGGGAAGAUCUACUGCUCAACCUAAAAAAUCGCAGGAAAUAAGUCAAGUUGAUGGACCGCUAAUUGGAGAACAUUCUGAGCAAGUAAUUGAGUGUAAAGAAGCAAAUGCGAUAGAAGAAAUACCAUCUGCAGAAAUUAACACUGAUCUUAAGACUGAUCAAAUCUCAACGAUUAUUUCUGAAACUAUGGAAACACGUGGAUUAAGAAAUACACCUACUGAUAAUUUGAUCACAAAGACUGAGAAAUCAUGUGAGAGAGAAGGCGAAGGAUAUAGCGGUAGUGAAGAUUCCGAUAGCAAUCAAAACGAUAUGCAAGGUGUUAAAAUACCAAUAGAAAGAAGAUCGUAUUAUGAAUCUACUGAGAAAUAUCGAAAAACUUUGAGACUGUCAUCUGAACAGAUCGCGAGUUUGAAUUUAAAAGAGGGCCCUAAUGAGGUAGUGUUCAGUGUUACGACGGCUUAUCAAGGUACUACUCGUUGUAAAUGUCAUAUCUAUAGAUGGAGAUGGGAUGAUAAAAUUGUUAUCUCAGACAUUGAUGGCACUAUUACAAAGUCUGACGUUCUUGGUCACAUUUUACCAAUAGUUGGCAAGGAUUGGGCUCAGUCUGGGGUUGCUCAAUUAUUUACCAAGAUUAAGAACAAUGGUUAUAAAUUAUUGUAUCUCUCAGCGAGAGCAAUAGGUCAGGCUAAAGUCACAAGGGAAUAUCUAAAAAGUAUUAGACAGGGAGAUUUGUCUCUACCUGAGGGUCCUUUGCUUUUAAAUCCAACCAGUUUAAUUUCUGCAUUCCAUCGAGAAGUUAUUGAAAAGAAACCGGAAGAAUUUAAAAUAUCUUGUCUCAGCGAUAUUCAAGCACUAUUUCCAGAAGGCUCUAAACCAUUCUAUGCUGGUUAUGGUAACCGUAUUAAUGAUGUUUGGGCAUAUAGAGCUGUAGGCAUUCCUAUUAUGAGAAUUUUUACUAUAAAUCAUAGAGGAGAACUGAAACACGAGUUGACGCAAACAUUCCAAUCCUCAUAUUCAAACAUGAGCGUCAUAGUAGAUCAUCUCUUCCCAGCUUGGCGUGAGGAAGCUGCAGAUGAAUUCAGUAACUUUGCAUAUUGGAGAGAGCCAAUUCUUGAAUUACCUAAGCUUGAGGCCCAUUUUAUGCAAAGUCAGAUGGUUUAAUCAAAUAAUCUUUUCUUACUGGAGCAAUAAUAUUCUGCUCGUAAUAUAAGAAACUAUCGUCACUUACAAUUAGCUACUAUUUGUACCCUAUACUUAACUGUAGUGUUCUUGACUGGUGCAAUUCAGUGAUAUUAUACAAGAACAUGAUAAAUAUUACUCUUAUCUUCUUACAUGUCAUAAAAGAUAUUAUCGUUUUUUUACAAAUUAAUAUUUAUUACUAAGAGAAUCAAUCGUAUGUGUGAUUAUGUGAAUUCACGAUUAAUAUUUUGUGCUUGAAUUCAUCAACAUUCCAAAGCACACUAAUAUGUAAAAGUGAAAAUAUUAUAUAUCAGCAAUACGUACAUCCACAAAUAUCUUUUGACUUUUGCUAAUAUUGAAUUUGUCACACCAGUCAGUGCACAGUAUAAACUAUUGGCAAAAGACGAUAUAAUUUUUUGCUUAAGUAGAAUCGAAGUAACUUGCUUUCUGCGUGCUUGCAAUAUGGAUAAAACAUAAAAAGUGCUCGUAGUUGUGAAUCUGUCUUGGAAGUGAUUGAAUGAUAAUCAAUGUUCCAUAAAUUCUUAUAAAAACUGGCUUAUAAAUAUAUUUAUUAUGCUAGAGCAUUAGUUUAGAUUUUUGUAGUACGGUGAGAUACAGCCUAUAAAUAAUUUUUUUAUCAGAAAUAUCCAUUUAGCACAUUAAGAGUUAUUUGUAAUCAUAUGAUAUAUAUAUAUGUAUAUAUAUAUAUACAUACAUGUAUACAUAUAUACGCAUAUAUAUAUACAUAUAUACAUAUCUAAUUCAUUGUUACUUGUCUUUCGCGUAUUAAGUAAAAAAAAUUAUUUAUUUUUGUACGACCUAUUUGUUUAGUUAACGUGCUGUGAAAUUGCCAUAUCUAUGACAAACAAUAAUGUUAUAUUUUAUUAUGUUGAAAUAAUUUAAUUGAAUUAAGACUCUUCUCUAGUAGCAAGCUUAUAAGAUAAGUAAGCUAUAUAUGUGUUUUAUAGGAUGUUGUCACAGGAUUGAUUCCAAUUUUUCUAGACAAAUUCAUACAAUAUUUAUUUAUACUUAAAAGUUCAAUUAGAUAAUGAUUCUCAUAAUACAUUCUAUGCUUGUGUCUUUCAAACGCACGGAGAACUUUUAAAGUCAGUCAUUUUCUUUUUUUAAUUCAAAAAAAAUUUUUUUUUUUUAAUUAUGAUGUGAAAAGAAACCAUGUAAUUCGUUUUUGUAUAAAUUAUGUUUUUGCUUUUUAUUAGAAUCGGUAAGAGAAACCAUUUCAUUGAUACAAUAAUAGAGAUAACAUGUUUUAUCUUUCAUUAAAAUAGUUUUUCUUACUAAGUGUAGUAGUAUAGUUAUGUAAGGUACACAAGAGUACAAUUUUUUGUGACCAAAGAAGAAAAAAGGAAUUAAAAUAACAAGACAACUUCUCAUUUAAGAAACGUUCAAUUUAGCAGGAAUUAAAAUGCUUAAAUCAAUGAUCUUCGUAAGAUUAUAACAACAAACUUUUUUUUUAUAAAUAUUUAAUAGAAUGUAUAAUUUAGCAUAUACAAUAAGACAAUACCAUUUGUAUUCGUAACUUAAAUCUUUAAUUAUUUUUAAUGUAAAUAGAAAAAAAAGAGAAAGAGUUAAUGUCACAGUUACAUACACUUUUGUAAGCCAGCUUUUUUUUUAAAUUGGAAUUUGGUAUAGUAUUUUAUAUAUAUAUAUUUUUUUUUGUUUAACGUAUUAUUUCAAGUACAAAUAAAUUUACUUUUGGUUAUACGUUUAUUCAUAUAGUGUUAUUUGUAUUCUUCACACAAGUUAGUGCAUCGUGCGAUCAAAUCAUAAAUUAUUAUUUUCUGCAUAGAAGUAAUAUGAGACGCAACAAAUUUUUUCCUACAAAGUAAUAGAUAUUAUUCUCUUCGAAUUUAUAGUUUCUUUUUUUUUUUUUUUUUGAUAUUGUGAUAAUAGUUUUAAUACGUUAAUUGUUUUAAUAUACUUACAUUUUAUGGAUUUUACAUUAGAACAAUGUAAAAUAUUUGAGAUCAUGCGUCUCACAUAUAUAGAAUGGAUCUCUUAGUGAUUGAUUUUAAUGUUUACAUUAUGUAGCAUCAAUUCAAAUAUCCUAUGUAUAUUUUCUGCAGUAUUAAUGAAUUAUUCUAAUCGUAAGCCGAUGAUCCUAAGUGUACUGCUUUUAUAUAUAUAUAUACGUAUAUGAAAAAUACAUAUAUAUAAAUAUGUAUGUAUGUAUAUGUAUCGUAGCUUCGAAAAAUCGCAAAUAAUAAAUGCUACAGACACACCA